Messenger RNA from Euleptes europaea (tarantolino), 2330 nucleotides. RefSeq names its product phospholipase C delta 3 (gene PLCD3). The record is from RefSeq and is a predicted model, not a curated record. Gene Ontology annotation, molecular function: phosphatidylinositol-4,5-bisphosphate phospholipase C activity; calcium ion binding. Bases 1 to 2304 code for a protein of 767 amino acids. NCBI's taxonomy places the organism in Eukaryota, Metazoa, Chordata, Lepidosauria, Squamata, Sphaerodactylidae. The transcript has 16 exons. Gene Ontology annotation, biological process: lipid metabolic process; intracellular signal transduction.
AUGGAGCCGUCCAAGUGCAAAACCUCUGCCAAGUUCUCCAGGUUGUGCUUCUGUGUCGAAGCCAAGCCAAGCCUGACGGAUGAUGAAGAUAUCAAGGUGCUGCUGAAAGGGUCCCUGCUCUGGAAGAUCAAGGGCCGCCAGCAGCAGAAGCAAAGGCUUCACCGCCUUCAGGAUGAUGGGAUGAACAUCUGGUUUGAGACCCGUUUCAAGAGGGCUCACUCCAAACAUGUCUUCUCCAUCUUGCAUAUCGAAAGUGUUCGAGAAGGCUAUCAGUCUGAGGGGCUCCGGAAAUAUGGCGGCUCUUUCCCUGAGCCCCAGUGCUUCACUAUCGUCUUCCAAGGCAAGCGGAAAAACCUGGAUCUCGCGGCCCAGACUGCUGAGGAGGCUCAGCGAUGGGUGAGAGGCCUCACCAAACUGAUGGCCAGAGCAGAAGCCAUGAGCCAGCGAGAAAAGCUGGAGCAUUGGAUUCAUGACAUCCUACAGCGAGCUGACAAGAACAAGGACAACAAGAUGAGCUUUAAGGAGAUCAAAAACAUGUUGCGUAUGAUAAACAUUGACAUGAAUGACAUCUAUGCUUACAGGCUCUUCAAGGAGUGUGAUAAAUCGAACAAUGACCGUUUGGAGGAACAUGAGAUCGAGGAGUUCUGCACGCGUCUGAUGGCCCGCCCUGAGCUGGAAGACAUCUUCCACCGCUACUCGGGAGAGGACUGUGUGUUGUCAGCUGAGGAACUGCGGGAAUUCCUGCGUGACCAGGGUGAGGACGCGAGCUUGCGGCGGGCUCGGGAGAUCAUCCAGAUGUACGAGCUGAAUGAGAAAGCCAGGCAGCACGACCUCAUGAUGCUGGACGGAUUCACAAUGUACCUGUUGUCCUCGGCCGGAAGCAUCCUCAACGAGGCCCACACCGGCAUCUACCAAGACAUGAGUCAGCCCCUCUGCCAUUACUUCAUCUCCAGCUCCCAUAACACCUACCUGACGGACAACCAGAUUGGAGGGGCCAGCAGCACGGAGGCUUACAUCCGUGCACUGAUGAAAGGGUGCCGGUGUGUAGAGCUCGACUGCUGGGAAGGGUCCAACGGGGAGCCUGUCAUCUACCAUGGACACACCCUCACCUCGAAGAUCCUCUUCCGGGAUGCCAUUGAGAGCAUUCGGGACUAUGCAUUCAAGCACUCCCCCUACCCCCUGAUCCUCUCGCUGGAAAACCACUGUGGCCUGGAGCAGCAAUCCGCCAUGGCCCGCCACAUGAAGACCAUCUUAGGGGAGAUGCUGCUGACUCAGCCGCUGGAUGGAGAUGCGCCCACACAGCUCCCGUCCCCAGAGCAGUUAAAGUGGAAGAUCUUGGUGAAAGGGAAGAAGCUGCCAGAGGACAAGAGUGAUUCAGAAAGAGGGAGCUUCACCUCCAGUCAUGAAGAGGAGACAGAGGAGGAUGACGAUGAGAGGUCCACAAACUCUCUCCAGGAGAUCAAACCACUACAGGCAAAGGAUGCCACGCAAAUUUCACGGGAGCUCUCAGAUGUGGUUGUGUACUGCCGGUCUGUCCCCUUCCGAAGCUUGUCUGGUGCUGGCCAUCACCAGCAGCCCAAGGAGAUGUGUUCGUUCAGUGAGCGGAAAGCCAGGAAGCUGAUCAAGGAAUCAGGAAACCUUUUUGUCCGCUUCAACACUCGACACCUCAGCCGCAUUUACCCGCUGGGGCUCAAGAUGAACUCCUCCAAUUACAAUCCACAGGAGAUGUGGAAUGCCGGCUGCCAACUAGUGGCGCUUAAUUUCCAGACACCGGGGGCAGAGAUGGACCUCAAUGAUGGGCGCUUCCUGGUGAAUGGCCGUUGUGGCUAUGUCCUGAAGCCCACCUGGCUGCGCCACAGCCAGAGCACCUUUGAUCCUGAGUCACCCCGGCGGGGCACUGGCCAGCGCCCUGUUGCCCUCACUAUCAAGGUGAUCACAGCCCAGCAGCUCCCCAAGCUGAACAAAGAAAAGAUCUCCUCCAUCGUGGACCCCUUUGUGCGCAUCGAGAUCCACGGCGUCCCCACGGACGGUUGCAAGAAGCAGACGGAGUAUCGGCUGAACAACGGGUUUAAUCCAUGCUGGAAUGAAACGCUGAUGUUCCAGGUCCGGGUUCCAGAAUUGGCGCUGGUGCGCUUUGUAGUGGAGGAUUAUGACACCACUUCUUCCAACGACUUCGUGGGACAGUUCACUCUGCCACUGCCCAGUUUAAAGGAAGGGUAUCGCCACAUCCACCUGCUCUCCAAAGACGGCACACCCCUGACUCCUGCCACGCUUUUUGUGCACGUGAAAUGCAAGAAGAUGUGAAAAUGAGCUAACAAGAUGCAAAGGAC